Molecule: messenger RNA, 1623 nt
Organism: Fomitiporia mediterranea MF3/22
Lineage: Eukaryota; Fungi; Basidiomycota; Agaricomycetes; Hymenochaetales; Hymenochaetaceae
Exons: 11
Coding region: 1-1623 (540 amino acids)
Biological process (GO): amino acid transmembrane transport
Cellular component (GO): vacuolar membrane
Molecular function (GO): amino acid transmembrane transporter activity
Source: RefSeq, a predicted model, not a curated record
AUGCCUCGGAAUGAGGAACCUGUACUCGACGAGUUUGAAUGGGAUCACGACUUGGAGGGCUCGGAAGCGCCUACGCCCGUUCAACCUAUUGUCCCUAUCGGCCCGAGAACGAGUGGCUUAUCCCUACCUUCAAGCGUAGGAAGAUUACCAAGUCAGAUUCGUGUGGAACACGCUCGUCCUGCACCAACUUCAGAGCGGACACCUCUUCUGCGCAAAAUCUCGUCUUUGUCUUCUUCUCGUGUUAGUCGUCGUCAGGCUCUUCACGAUGAGCUGGAACUUGACGCGUCGCAGAAAGCUUUAGGUUCUGAAAUAGAAGGUCUGGAUGGUUCACCGUCACAAAAAGUGCGACUCACAAGGAAGAAGUCGUCUACUUCUUCACGUAGCGAGAAAGCUAUUGUAUCAGGGAAGAGUACGUUUGGUCAGACGCUGUUCAAUUCCAUAGCUAUUUUGCUUGGAUUCGGCAUGCUUGCAGAGCCACUGGCUUUUGCGUAUGCUGGCUGGAUUGGGGGCACGAUUUUAAUCAUUUUCUAUGGGACGAUAACUUGUUACACAGCGAAGAUACUUGCACGAAUCAUGGCGGACGAUCCGCAAAUAAGAACUUACGCCGAUAUUGGGAACAAAGCCUUCGGUCAACGUUCUCGUCUUCUUACCUCUUCUCUAUUCUGUCUUGAGUUGUUCACAGUCGGUGUUGUUUUGGUCACCUUGUUCGGAGACUCACUACAUUCCAUCUUGCCAAUCUAUUCUUCUGGAACAUACAAGAUAAUGGGGCUCGCGGUGCUUAUUCCUUCCGUCUUUUGCCCUCUCUCGCUCCUAUCUUAUGCGUCCAUCCUCGGAAUCUUGUCGACUCUACUCAUCAUCGGUACUGUGUUUAUCGACGGUCUAUCGAAGUCGGAAGCCCCUGGGAGUCUCUGGGAUCCUGCUCCGACGAAUUUGGGUAUUGCAGGCUGGGGUGAACUGGGUGUUGCUUUCGGCCUCUUCAUGGCUGGGUUCUCUGGACAUGCUGUACUGCCGUCUCUAGCAAAAGAUAUGGCGAACCCUAAGGAGUUUGAUGAGAUGAUUAAUCUCGCAUUUAUUGCAGCCACUGUCGUAUACACAUGCAUUGGAGGUGGUGGAUACUUGAUGUUUGGGAACUCUGUUAGCGACGAGGUUAGCAAGGAUUUAUUGGCUACUCCCGGUUACAAUGUCUUCUUGAAUAAGCUUGCGAUAUGGUCCCUGGUCAUAAUGCCUUUGACAAAGUUUGCUUUGAGCACUCGACCAGUCAUCAUAACACUGGAGAUUUUUCUUGGACUUGAGGGAAGCGAUCCACCCCAAUUGCGUACUCCUGAGACACCGGGUGGACCAACAACCUCACAAAUAAAACGUGCAGGAUUUGCAAAAGAUGUUCUUAUACUUAUAGAGCGUUCCGCUUUCACUUGUUUAUCCGUGGCAGUUUCGAUUUUCAUUCCGGAGUUCAGCUCCAUGAUGGCGUUCGUCGGGUCAUUUUCUGCGUUUAUGCUAUGUGUAAUAGGGCCAGUGGCGGCGAAAAUCUGUUUGGAGAGAAGAUGUGGCUUGAAAGAUGGGGCUUUGAUGGUUAUUGCUAUUGUUAUGGCCACUUGGGGAACUAUUGCUGCACUUGCUGCAUAG